This is a messenger RNA of Spizellomyces punctatus DAOM BR117, 2560 nucleotides long. RefSeq lists its product as uncharacterized. NCBI's taxonomy places the organism in Eukaryota, Fungi, Chytridiomycota, Chytridiomycetes, Spizellomycetales, Spizellomycetaceae. Gene Ontology annotation, cellular component: site of polarized growth; cell cortex. The transcript has 9 exons. Bases 361 to 2454 code for a protein of 697 amino acids. Gene Ontology annotation, biological process: cell morphogenesis. The record is from RefSeq and is a predicted model, not a curated record.
ACGUCACGUUGAUUUGCAUAAGCCGGAGGCCAAGGUGUCAGAUACCGGCCCCAUCCACCGUGCAACACUUAAUCACACAUUGGAGCUGGCGUUCUGAACAUCUUUCGUUUACCAUAGCCAUUCACCCCGAAGUUGCUUCGUAAAGGCGCUCUUUCCUUGCCUUUUUCUUUGAAGCGACAUUCGCCGCAUGGAACAGCCACGCACAAUAGCAUUAAUCGACAGACGGCUUUGACAGCCACUUUCUACCGUGGAAGUUGAGCAUACCUGGGCCGUCCUCCUCAAAGACAGUUUAGAACGGACUAGUUUUGCAGUGGCGGUCUCACUCCUUUAGAGUAAAUUCUCCAGCGACGAUCUGAUCAUAUGGAGGCGGGAGGGAGUCGAGAUCGCGGCCAUCCAGAGGAGGUGGGCAGGCAAACACCACCACCUGUUCCAUCUAAAGGGCCAUUACUUGGACAAGAGCCGGUACGACAAGCGCAAAGCAGUGGCGGCGGUACGUUUGCUGGUGCGACAAACACGCAUCCAGAUGGGGUACCACAGCGACAAGGGAGCAUUGGAGCAGGAAAUCAGACGUCGAGUCAGCGGGCAAGCAUGCUACCAAUCUCUGCUUCUGGGCCUGGAGGUGGGUCGGGUGGGAAGCGCACUCCAGCACAACUAGCUUUGCAGAAUGUGUUUGCCCGCUUUGUCCGAGCUGCAGAGUUGAAAGUGAACACAUUGAUGCACCUCCAACCCUUGGAUCGGGAGCUUGAUCUCUUUGCACCAAUUCGUCCGGGAACCGAUAAGACGCUUGAUUGUCUACUGGAGUCGGUUGGAUCUGUUGCCAAACAUUGUCCAAAACUGAUGAUCGACAGUAUAAUGGUCUGGCGAAAGUCGAAAAGCGAAGCAUCUCCCGGUGAAGGAACACGCAACAUCACAACUUUGUAUCCUCAUUUAAAAGGAAAAGACAUUGAAAACAUUUUAAAGGAACGAAAAUCGCUAGUUUCCAAUUUCAUACUGUGCCGCGUUCUCACUGCCAUCAUACAACGAUUAACACGGGAAACACUGCCAGAUGACUUGGCUGAAAAGCUAGAAGAUAUGGUAUUUGGACAGCUCCGAAACGCAGACCCUGAUCUAACGAUCCGAUCUGUCAAUCGGCAAGCAAAUAUUGAUCUAUUCGCGGAGCUCGCUGGAGCGCUAUCCAACAUUCGAUUCGCCACUGUGAGUGGGCGAUUCGUUUCAGAACUUUCCAAGGCAGCUACCUUGAAAGAAGGAAAGCUGGACCUUUUCAUUCGCAGUAUGAGAUUUCUGAAGCUCAAGAUAUAUCCCAUGGAUGAACUGGAAAAUACGGCCGACUUUUUGCAGACAUGUGCUGAGUUGUUUCAUGAUGCGCAUAGCUCUCGGAUAAAGCAUGCAUAUGCUGAAGUGUUUGUCCAGCUGCUGGAACCCAUAGCGGCGGUUGCAACCGCGGAAGUGAAUCUUCCAGCAUGGAUGAAAACUGUGGAGCUGAUUUUCCCAAAGGCGAAUAAGAUGGUUAGCAAGCCGCGACAUUUGCAGGCUGCACUGCCGUUGAUCAAUACACUAUUGUGUGUAUCACGAAAGGAUUUCUUUCACAAGCAUUGGGGUGAUUUUACGGAGCUUUGCGUCAAACAGCUACGAGAUAAGCUACUACGGACGAUCGCGCUUUCGUCAAUCACCCGGCUACUUUGGGUUUACCUCUUCCGGUGCAGCGAAACAUCUACCGCCAAUGUAUAUCGGCGCAUAGAUUCAAUUACAAAGGUCCUAUUUCCUCCGAAUCGGCGAGGCGUCGUUCCUGCGGAAACCAGCCUGCACGCGUUCGUUCAAAUUGUUUACUUUAUUUGUGUACGGUAUCCUGAAUAUGGAGCCAACAAUGUGCUGACCAACCUGCUUGGGAUUGAGCAUGGGGCAGCAGUGCUUUCGGGACCAAGCAAUGCGAUCACGGCCUCCAGUAAUGCAAUUAUUUCAACCUCGAGUAUUCUCAUGGGUGAGAAAGGAUCAGCCACUUCCGCUGUGCCGAGUACAAUGCUGGAUGAUUGGACUACCAACACGAUGUUGACUGGCUCCAGCUCUGUGUCUACAGCAUCUAACAUGGUCGUUGGCGAUACGGUUGUGAAUCCCGAGCGCCUAUUGAUAGCGCUUAGAGCAUUCUUGCUUUUACUGGCGGAUAUGGAAGAAGCGUUGGGUAAUGGCCAAAAGGAAAAUGCAGGGCUAACCGCUGGUACGGUUUCUGCUGUUAGUGGGAACGCUGGAACUGGCAAGGUGGUGGUGGAGGCCAAGGUUAACCUGCCAGCGCCACCUUUUCCGCAAGUCGAUUGGCAUUAUACCAGCAGCUACUUUGGCAUUGAUGUUCUAAACAAAAUGAGAGAACGGACCUCCAGAGCAGAAGUAUCUGGGGAUAUACGGAUGCCCUUAUCUGAAAUGUUCUUUAUCGUAUGGGGAGUAGUAUGCGAGACUCGUUAGAGCGCUUCACUGAGACCCUUGCAAGAGUUGCCGUUGCAUUGGAUAAUGUUUGUGGAUGGUCAUUGCUCACCGAACACGGGUGCUAUGUUAUCUGCAAUUGCAGCGU